Blastomyces gilchristii SLH14081 is the source of this 1317-nucleotide messenger RNA. Its product is annotated as CUE domain-containing protein. Gene Ontology annotation, biological process: ubiquitin-dependent protein catabolic process. The transcript is spliced from 5 exons. Bases 4 to 1317 code for a protein of 437 amino acids. The record is from RefSeq and is a predicted model, not a curated record. Gene Ontology annotation, cellular component: cytoplasm. Lineage: Eukaryota; Fungi; Ascomycota; Eurotiomycetes; Onygenales; Ajellomycetaceae. Gene Ontology annotation, molecular function: ubiquitin conjugating enzyme binding; ubiquitin binding.
ACCAUGUCCGACGGAGAAAAAACUAACACGCCCCUGAAGGCUUUAGCUUCACAGAGCAAUCACCCAGAGUCUCCAACUACAGCUCGACCUCUGGAUUUUGACGAUGAACCCCAAGAAUCCGGUGUGAUACCAAUGCAGACACCUUCAGCGCCCAACCUAUCUUCUACAGGCGGCAACGAAGGUGCCCCGCCAAAACCACCCCGACCACUCAGCCCUAUGCAACAGGCCGAAAUCAAUUUAAAAGAAGCGUUUCCCAGUAUCGAUGCCAGCGUUAUAAAAGCCGUUUUGGUAGCGAGCGAUGGGAAUGUGGAAAGAUCAUUCCAUGCGCUGCUUGGUAUGUCGGACCCUGAUGCGCAAGUGGAACUGCCUCCUAUGAUGCCCCCGCGACCACCCCGGAAGGACUCUCCCACUCAGCGACAGCUCGAGGCCGAUGAAAUGUAUGCGCGCCAGCUUGCGGAGCAUUACAGCGGAACGGGCCAGCGCCAUCGAGGCCCGAACUCUGCGUGGGAUCAUGAGCCCCGUUUGCCAAGACCUCACAGGGAGACCGGAUUAAAGCCCAAUGAGCUCUAUGAUGAUAGAGAACAUAACUUUUUUGAGGAUGAUUUACCGAUAAUUAAAGAAAACAUUCGCAAGGGAUUCUUGGAGACGCAGACAAAGGUUAACACUUGGGUUCAAAGUUUCAAGAAGAAGCUCGAGGGCGAAGAUGAUGAGGAUGAGUAUGGAAAUACCCCGCCUCGUCCAGCGCAAGGGUAUGCUCAAGGAUACGGAGAGCCCCAGACUUAUCGCACGAGGCGGAGUGGCGAGGCCAGACGGAGUGGUGAUCGUGAGCGGUAUGAUGCCGACCCCCAGGUCCUAGGCGAUGAUUUCUCUGCGUUGGAGUUGAGAGACACCGAAGCCCAACCACCACGCUCAUCACGACCCCUCGCAAACCCCGAUCUCUUCAAAUCCAGCUCACCAUCCCCAGACCGACGAAAAGUCUCUUUCCAAGAGGGUCCUCCGGACGAAAUACACGGUGCAUAUGGCCCCCGCGCUGCGUCUGAUAGAAACAGGCAGCCACCGUCCACUGGCGGCAACAACAAGUCCAGCAAAUGGCAACCACUCUCCGCAGUUGAGCCUUCACCCGUGGGAGACAACGACCCAUUCAGCCUAGGCGAUAGCGACGAUGAGAGGGAGCUUAGGAGUAAUAAUAAAGAUCUCAAGCCCGAUGAGGCUGAGAGGGUGAAGGAGGCUACCGCAGAAGCUAUGGCGGGAGAUAUUGGGGGUGAUUCUGCAAAGGCUGGGAGUAACAAUGCUAGCAAGCCCGCCGGCGGAACUUAG